AUGGCGCAUCGGAAGGUGAUAUCAAUGACCCGACGACCCAUAAUAGAGCAAGCCGUUAUGGGACUCGUCCGAAGCUCGAGCUUCUCCGGAAGGAAUCUAGCCAUCGCCGAUCUGGGAUGCGCUUCAGGACCUAACACUCUUUUCGCUGUGUCAGAACUCAUCAACGUAGCGGACAAGUGUCUUCAGAGCCUUCACUUCAUUCACUCGUCCUACAGUCUCCACUGGCUAUCACGGGUUCCUCCAGGAUUGGAAGAGAUGAAUAAGGGAAACAUUUCCAUCGGGAGCAGCAGCCCACCAGGUGUCUUGAAAGCCUACUACACUCAAUUCCAGACAGACUUCUCGUUCUUUCUGAGCUGCAGGGCGCAAGAACUAAGGUUUGGGAAUCUAGUUGGAAUCCAUCCCCAUGAAGGGGAAGUAGACUUGCCUGAAUCCCUACAAGACGGUGGGCGCAAUGUGGCGAGGUGCAUCAGGGCGGUGAUGGAACCACUACUAGUCCGUCAUUUUGGUCCACAAAGGAAAAUUAUGGAUGAGAUAUUUCUGAGAUAUGGAGUUAUUCUCUCAAAUUGGAUGGCCAUGGAGGAAGCUAUCUAUGUGAAUGUCAUUGUAUCGCUAACUAAGCCCUAG
Molecule: messenger RNA, 624 nt
Organism: Linum trigynum
Lineage: Eukaryota; Viridiplantae; Streptophyta; Magnoliopsida; Malpighiales; Linaceae
Source: the annotation of a GenBank genome assembly